Molecule: messenger RNA, 2201 nt
Organism: Gossypium raimondii (Peruvian cotton)
Lineage: Eukaryota; Viridiplantae; Streptophyta; Magnoliopsida; Malvales; Malvaceae
Product: COBRA-like protein 10
Exons: 2
Coding region: 1-1998 (665 amino acids)
Biological process (GO): cellulose microfibril organization
Cellular component (GO): membrane
Source: RefSeq, a predicted model, not a curated record
AUGAAAAUGCCAUGGAUGAAACUCAUAUGUCUUGCGUUUCUAUUUCUGUCUUUAAGAAAUCAGAUAUGUUACGGUGCUCCGGACGACUAUGACGACUAUGAUGAAGAAGAGGAGCCAAAGGAAAAAAAUCCGCCGGGGCAAGACAAAUGUAACGGUAUAUUCUUGACGUAUACAUUCACGGAACGGAAUAAAGAGUUACCCCACGUAAAAAACGUUACAGCUCAAGCAUGGUCGUUUAAAUCCAAGGCUACCCUAGUGAAUACUGGGUUAGAAGAGUUAAAAGGAUGGAAGAUGUUCAUUAGGUUUCAACACAGAGAGGUAUUGGUGUCGGCGACGAACGCCAUCCUCGUCGACGGUGCUGGUGAUUUUCCGGCGAAGGUCGAAAAGGGUGCAACCUUAUCAGGGUACCCCAACACGGAUCUCAAGACCUCCGUUGAUACUGCUGGGGAUUUAACAAAGAUGUCGACUGAGAUUGAAUUCACCGGUACCAUGUUUGGAUUGAACGAAAAAGCAAUUCCCCUCCCCAAGUCCAUCAGGCUCGCUAACGACGGCUGGAAAUGUCCUACGCUUACUACAUACCGUACAUUUUUGACCACAUGUUGCCACAAGGACCCAAAGUACAAGAGCCUGAACCAGUCUGCGAAGGGAAAGUACACGCCUAGGCAAUAUGGAGACGUGAACUUGAUGUAUGAUGUUCUUAAAUCUUAUGAAGGGAGCUAUGAGGCUCAAGUAACCAUAGAUAAUGAUGGUACCUUAAGUCGGCUUGAUAACUGGAACUUGACUUGGGAAUGGAUGAGAGGCGAGUUCAUUCAUUCCAUGAGAGGAGCUUACACUCGGAGAAUCGAGUACUCCGAUUGUAUUUUCGGCUUACCCGGCCAAUACCUCAAGGGCUUCGAUUUCAGUCAAGUGAUGAACUGUGAGAAAAGGCCUGUAAUUUCGGAUUUGCCACUUGAAAAAGCUAAUGAUACCGAGAUUGGCCAUAUUCCUAAUUGUUGUAAAAACGGCUCUCUAGUGUCACCCGUGAUGGAUGAAAACAAUGCAAGGGCUGUAUUUCAAUUAAGGGUGUACAAACUACCCCCUGAUACACCCAAAACCGUCUUGUAUCCACCCCAAAGAUGGAACAUCACUAGCUUAGUCAGUGCUCAUUACCAUUGCAGUGCUCCCGUCCGAGUCGACCCCUCCGCAUUCCCCGAAGCCACCGGAACCGGCGCCAAAACCUACGCGGUAGCAAGUUGGCAAGUCGUGUGCAAUAUGACCAAACCGGAGAAGAAGAGAGCCAAGUGCUGCGUUUCCUUCACGGCUUAUUACAGCAACGGGGCGGUUCCGUGCAGUACGUGCGCUUGCGGAUGUGACGACAGCCAAACCGAUAAAUGCAAUCCGAGUUCUCGGGCGAUGUUGCUUCCACCAGAUGCGCUUUUACUCCCUGCUGUAAACAGGACGGCAAAGAUCAAAGCGUAUGCAAAACUGAAGAAAAAACCGGUGCCCAGAGCCAUGCCUUGCCCUGAUAAUUGUGUGGUUAGCAUAAACUGGCAUGUGAGUUCCGAUCAUAAGGCUGGAUGGACUGCUCGUAUGACACUGUUUAACUGGGGAGAAACACAGUUUAAAGACUGGUAUGCUGCUGUUGAAUUAAAAAAGGCAGCCUCUGGGUACGACGAUGUGUAUUCAUUCAAUGGGACCAAACUGGUUUCCCCUAAGAACACCAUCUUCUUCCAAGGCUUGAAAGGGUUGGAAUAUUUAAUUGAAAUAAAAAAUGGGUCUAGUGAUAGUAAGCCUAAAGUGCCUGGGAAACAACAAUCCGUCAUUUCAUUCACCAAGAAGAAACCUGAAGCAAUUAACAUAAGAAAAGGUGAUGGCUUCCCUUCUAAAGUCUUCUUCAAUGGAGCUGAAUGUGCGUUGCCUGAUAGUUUACCAAGUGCUGCAACUCUUCUUUCAUCCAUGCCUCUCCUCUUCUUCUCUGCCAUUGCUUUCUUGCUCAUCACAUAUCCUUUCCAUUCAUGAUCAUUGGCAAGUCUUCUUUUAUGAUUUUAACUCAAUAACACUUUGAACUAAACCCAUCCAUCACAUUACUUCUUUUCGAUACUUCAGGGAAAUCAAAUGAUGCAUUGUUGAUGGAUAUACAGAGGAGGGCGGAAUUGAAAAGUCGGGUUAUUCGUUCAAUCACAAAAUCAUCUGUUCAAUGUUUUGAAAGAUUUAAACAAAAA